AUGGAUAUCAACAAUUUAAUGCUUCAGAACUUACCUACAACAGUAGAGGGAAGAGAAGGCUUCUUCGAUAUGUCCGUUGACGAUAGUGCAGAUCUCAUUUCACCAAACUCAAACAACCCCAUUGAGUUCGUCACCGAUAAAACCACUUCUAGCAGUGGGAGCGAUGAGUGCAAGGUGGAGACUGAUGUAACCGACAACAAUCACUACUUCGCUAUUCCUUUAAAACACAUGCCGACAAACCGACCUGACAAAAACUGUAUUAACUUUACCACACGUGUCGAAAAGGGACCUAAAACAAGAACGGAGAUUUUGAUAGAUCGUAUUGAAAAAAGAGCGCCUCGUCGGGUUAUUCGUCGUAUACUAAAAUGCAGUAUCGCGUAUUUUAUAUCUACAUUAUUCAGUACUAUUCAUCCAAUAGCCGAUGCUUUGGGGAAAUCGCCGUUUCUUGUUUGUUCGGGUUGCCUAUUUAGUCAUCCAGGAAGAACAAUGGGUGCACAAUUUGACGCAACCCUUACAUCAGCACUUGGGGCCGCCGUAGCUAUAGUUUAUGGAUUAGCAGGUGUUGCUGCCGCCACGACUUAUAACGUGAAGUAUCCUGAAUCAAAUGCAGGAGCUGGUAUCAACUGUCUGUUUUUAUUGAUUGGUGUUUUUGGUGCUCAAAUAACAAGACAGCGAUUCCCAAAGCUUCACUUUUUUUCAUUGCAGUUUAUGGUUGUUCAGUUAUUUACAUUAACACUUGGUGUGGGUCAUACAGAAAUUCCUCUGCAGCUGUCGAGUCAAUAUGGUCUUACAUUUUUAAUAGGUAAUUUUGUUUCACUAUUUGUCAACCUUCUGUUUUGGCCAGAAACAGCGGUGGAUGGCUUAGGUCGCGCAUUAAGCCAAAAUCUAUUUGACACUCGGCAAAUGCUGGAUACAAUUACAAAACAGUUUUUUUUGGACCCUCAAUCAGAAAAGGUGCCUGCCGAAACUGUGGAUAAUCUUGCAGAAAAAAUGCGGUUAGGUAUGAUCAAAAUUAAUUCUGCUUACAAGGAAGCCAAGUAUGAAAUGUCAUACGCUUACUCAUGCUCUUCGGACUUGAACCCAAUCAGACAGGCCUUGGAUAGAAUCACAAAACAUCUCAGCAUUUUGGGUGGAAGUCUCAGAACUGAACAAGUUUUGUUUAAGACAGCCGAUGAAACAGUAGUUACGACGGAUGAAGAGGACUCAGAUGAUUAUUUGGAAUUGAAAAGAAAGGACCAUAGCCAUACCGAAUCAUACAGCAGCGCUGAAAACGCCGAAUAUCAAGGACGACAGUCAUCGUGGUUACAUCCCAAUGACACUCUGACCAGAGAAUUGAGCUUAAGAAAGUCUGCUAUGAAAGCUGCUAAGAGUUAUAUGAAAGAUGGUACCUACACAAGGCCUUAUGAAACAGAUUCAAAUUGUCAGCAAGAUGACAACAGUAAACCAUCUACUAGCAGAUCACCCAACUCUGUUCCUAACAAUAUGGAUACCAUGAUGGCCGAACAUGCAAUGCGAGAAAAGAGUAUACGGUUUGAAUACCCAUCUGUUUUUUUAGGAAAACUACCAGGACCUCGCAGCUCACGAACAAUUGCUACGGUUGUGUCAAAACAUGAAUCCGAGGAAGAGGAUAUUGCUGCAGACAAAAGGAAAAGUUUCCCUCAGUCAAUAAAAUCCAUCUUCUCUUCAUCAGCUGGGAAUGAGCACUCCGGGAAAGAAGAAGAAUAUUCAGAUUCUAAUCAAAAUACAGCCACUUCGAUCAGAUCGUUUCUUAACCUUGCCCGCUUAUCUACUCCCAAACAGAAACCUCCCCGUCGAUCAGAAAAAAAAAUUGGGUCAAAGGAGAGAAAUUUAAUGAUAGCGUAUCUUGAAAAAUUACGCGAUCCGUUGCUUUUACUUGCUGUUGAAUGUGCUACUGUUUUAGACUGUGUUCGUGAUAGUCUGCACGAUCAACUAGAUUUGUCUUAUGAGGAUGAAGCGGAUUAUAGAAGCUUCUGGAGAUACAUAUUACGUACGUUCAAAAUAAGAAAGUUCAAGAGCAAGGAGUAUUUAGACAAGAAAAGACCUGUCGAUUUUCUUUGUACCUGUGCCGACGCUAUGCAACAACAAAUUGUACAAUUUGAUAAAUGCGAGAAGGAAAGAAUGCGUGCCCUCUACAAAAUCAAUCUUUCUCAAAGACAUGGUGAGCCUCUUGAUGUUGGUAUUCGCGAGGAAUUAUUCCUAGUCUUUUUCUUUAUUUUCUCUUUACGUGAAGUAGCGAUUGAAUUAGAGCGUAUGGCAAACGAUGUUAGAAGUAUACAAUUAAAGACACAGAAAGAAACCGAGGAACAUCCUAAUAAAAAGAAAAAAAAGCGUCUGUACAUGCCGCAAGUGACAACGCAGUCAUGGAAAAAAUGGUUUUAUACGAGCACCUAUCAGAAUGUUCAAGAUCGUGGAGGAUACUCUUUCGGCGAUCUUCAACAACAUACGCCUGAUGAGGUAAAUCAAAGGCGGAUGGAAGAAGAAUACCGAUUAGCUAAACUAGCAACCAAUAAAAACAAUGCAAGUAAAAGAAAAGGCAGCUUGAAAUACAAGAGUCGAAUCAGUCACCCCAUUAACAAUAAUUUGACAUUAAACAAACUAGAGGAUGGGCCGUCGCCUGAAGAAAGUAAUGAUACAAUACAGCCACCACCUGUCAUAAAAUUUCGUUACCAAGUAUGGGCUUUUUUUCGAUACAUUCAAAAUUAUGAGUUUAGAUUUGCUCUUAAGUUAUCCAUUGCGGUUGGAGUAUUAACAUUGCCAGCUUGGAUACCUGCCUAUAGAAUGUGGUUCGAUACGAUUCGUGGACAAUGGGCGGCAUUAACAGUUAUUGCUGUUAUGAGUCCUACCAGCGGUGGUACUUUGUCAAGCGGAUUAUGGAGACUAGCCGGAACGCUAAUUGGGACUUUUAUUGCUUGGGCUGUUUUGGCAAUCGAUGCGACAAGUGGAUACUUACUUUCUGGGUUUGCAUUCGUUUUGGCUGUACCAUUGUUUUACAUACAUUUCUCCACGUCGUACAGUAAGGUGUCAAUAGUUACUCUUAUAUCUUAUAUGGUUAUCAGUUUGAGUCAGUAUGUAACACCAAUUACUGGUCAAGACAUAUCUAGGCUAGUAUGGCUGAGAGCAACUACAUUGGUUGUUGGUCUUAUAGUUGCUCUUAUCCUUAAUUGGAUGGUAUGGCCAUUUAUCGCACGUAAAGCUGUACGAAAGACAUUAGCAAACACAAUUGCAGAUCUCGGCGACUAUUACUCCUAUAUCAUGGGAACAUUUCUCUAUCAUGAUGAAGGAUUAUAUCCAACUGAUGAUGAAUUUAAAGAAGCGGAGAAAAUGGAACGGAAAUUAGAAAAGAUGCUAAAUACUUGUAACGAACUGUUGGAACUCACCGAUCAUGAACCUAGAUUAAAGGGGCCGUUUCCCAAAGACUUUUACAAAGAGAUGUUGGUCUCGGUGCAUAAUUUAUUAGACCGUAUGGUGAGUUUAAGAGUGUGUUUAAUGAAGAUGACUCCAGAAGUAAAAGACACUGUUAGAAAAAUGGACAAAUAUCUUUAUAGGCGAGAUAUGGUUGCCUCCAUACUACUACAUUUUUAUACACUUACUGCAUCGUUGAGAGCAAAGAUACCUUUACCUUCAUUCAUGCCUUCUUCACGUAUGGCAAGAAAAAGACUGCUACACCAUAGACGAAUUGAUGAUAGACCAGAGAAGCUACUUAGGUAUCGCAACUUAACAUGGUUUGCAAUGGCCUGUACCACUGAGGAGAUUAUAGAAGAGCUUGAACAUUUGACAGAUCUUGUCAGGUUUAUUGUGGGCGAAUCGAAAUUUACAUUGAAAGCAAGGCGCAUUGAAAAAAAAAGAAAAUAUUACAAAAGAUAGAUAGCAAGUCUGGUGUGUACAAAUCACUACCUUAUGAUUACAACGAUCAUAAUAUCACCUACUCCUGUUUUCUAUUUUUUG
This is a messenger RNA of Mucor mucedo, 3966 nucleotides long. RefSeq names its product aluminum activated malate transporter-domain-containing protein. Bases 1 to 3885 code for a protein of 1294 amino acids. The record is from RefSeq and is a predicted model, not a curated record. NCBI's taxonomy places the organism in Eukaryota, Fungi, Mucoromycota, Mucoromycetes, Mucorales, Mucoraceae. Gene Ontology annotation, biological process: malate transport. The transcript has 7 exons.